AUGAAGAAGAAGUUGGGCAAUGGGCGGGGGCCGGACCCUGCGGCCAGCCAGCAGCGAGCCCGGUCUGUCACCAAGCCAGCAGAGUACGUGGGAUCCUUCAUGGUGGAGCUGGACCUGCAGCAGCGAGCGGGACAGUUGGAGGAGCAGCUUCGGGCGCUGAAGGACUGUCCCAGGAGGAGAUCGGUGGUGCUGAGGUUCAGCUUGCAGGGGCUGAAGGUCUACGGUGCUGAUGGGGAGACACUGCUGAUGGCACACGCACUGCGCCGCAUCCUGUACAGCACCUGGAGGCUACCUGACUGCCAGUUCGCCUUCGUGGCCCGCAACCCCCACAGCCCCCCCAGCACCCUCUUCUGCCACCUCUUCGUGGGGCUCCCGGGAGAGGUCCAGACCUUGCACCUCCUGCUCUGCCGCUCCUUCCAGCUCGGCUACCUCCUGGCGCACCCCGAGGACCAGGCGGGCGAGGGGGAGCUCCCGGGGCCGGGGGUGCUGCGGGAGCCCCUCAACCCCGAGGAGGUGUCACGAAAUGUCAACGCCCUUGUGUCCUUCCGGCGCCUGCCCUCGCCCGGAGGCCUCGGCCCGCUGGGCACCGGGGACCGGCAGCCCAAGGCAGAGGGCAGAGCCUGGCGCCCGGGGAAUCCCUACUGCUCUCCAGUGCUGGUGCGCAAGAAAGCCAUUCGGAGCAAGGUGCUGCGCUCAGGAGCCUACCGGGACUGUGGGGGUGAGGGGCAGCUCCAUCAGCAGCCCCGUGAUGCCACAGCGGCGGGAGGGGAAAGCAAAGGGGCGAGGAGCUUGGCCUUCCUGCCCGAAAACGAGAGUGUCCUCAUCGAGAGCGUAUGGGCCUUCGCCGGCAUCGCCAGGACCGCUGGGGUCGCGCUGCUGCGGCAGGAUGUGCCCGGGGCUUUCCUGCUGCGCCCCGAGCCCGGGCUGCCCAAGCGCUGGUGCCUGUGGGUGCGGGUGCCCUGUGGUGUCGUGUCCUACAGCCUGGUCAGGACACACCAGGGCAGGUUCUGCGUGGAGCACUCCAACGCCGAGUUCACUAGCGUGGCCGCCCUCCUGGCCCACUACUCUGGGCCACCAGGCGGCUGCUUCUGCCGCCUGGGCCUCGGGCGAUGCAACCCAGGCUACGAGGAGCAGGACCCCGGUGGUGGGGCCAGCGCCAGCUCGGGGGCAGGGGAGGCCGCCUGGGCCCCCGCAGCCCCCAUCGGGGUGCAGCACGAGCGGGGGUAG
Messenger RNA from Cinclus cinclus, 1227 nucleotides. It is a transcript of the gene SH2D5, whose product is annotated as SH2 domain containing 5. Bases 1 to 1227 code for a protein of 408 amino acids. The record is from RefSeq and is a predicted model, not a curated record. Gene Ontology annotation, cellular component: postsynaptic density. NCBI's taxonomy places the organism in Eukaryota, Metazoa, Chordata, Aves, Passeriformes, Cinclidae. The transcript has 9 exons.